AUGACUCAGCCGCCGAGGAUAAUCCGUCACGUCACUUGCCUAUUAAUAACGAACUGGUCCGAGCCUGGGUCCCUAACUUGGCCUCGAUAUACAUCUUCGGCCCUGAAAUCAAAAGGCAAACAGACUAUUUCUGCCUUGGAUUUUGCGUUAUUUUCCCCUGCCUGCUUUGCUGAUAGUCCGCUUGGGCGAAAAAGGCGACGGCUCUUUUUUUGUCAAACGGUUGCCUCUCCCCCACUUCUACCUUCGCAGUUGUGCACUGCUGCGCUCGUCGGGCUUCUGGUUCCUGAAACGAAUUCCGCUGCAGUGAAACGGAGGCAUAACUGCGCCUGUCUUCUGUUGGCGGUCGCCCGCUUUCUCUUGGUUGCGAACGUGCCAUUUUGCCGUUCUUGCGCCUGCAUUCUAGCCGCCACCAUUCCCCCUUCCACGCGGAAACGAAAGGCCGCUGAGACGACGACCUCGCCCUCUUCUCCGAAUAAGAAAAACGUCGUCUCAGCAGCUGCAUCUCAUUCCGCACCGCCGACUCCUGUCACUACGAACGAUAUGGACUCAGAUGAGGACUUCAUGUCGCAGCUUUCGAGCGAUGACGAAAUCAUGCUCGAUAGCGCUGAUGAUCUGUCCGGUGCCGAUUUCGACGAUGAAGACUUUGACGAGCCCGAUCCCGACUUCGGUCUCUCCCCGAAGGAGUUGGGGAGGAAGAAGACUCAGGCUCAUGUUGUCCCAUUCAGAGUAUACGAGCCAACCGAUAUUCAAAAGCAACAAGACGAAAUGAUUUCCGAAGUCAACAUGAUUCUUGAUAUGGGCAAAGAAGAUGCCGCCAUCAUGCUUCGUCAUUUCCGUUGGAACAAGGAGCGUUUGCUCGAAGACUACAUGGAUCGUCCAGAAAAAGUCCUAGAAGCGGCCGGUCUGAACAGCAGCACAAACGAUCUACCAAAGCUUGAAGCUGUUCCAGGCUUUAUAUGCGAUAUCUGCUGCGAGGAUGAGGAAGGGCUCGAGACUUUCGCGAUGAAGUGUGGUCAUCGUUACUGUGUCGAUUGUUACCGGCAAUACUUGACACAGAAGAUCCGAGACGAAGGCGAGGCGGCUCGGAUACAAUGCCCCUCCGACGGGUGUGGCCGAAUUCUCGAUUCCCGAUCUCUAGACUUGCUCGUCACAUCCGAACUGACAGGUCGAUACCACGAGCUUCUCAACCGGACAUAUGUCGAGGAUAAGAAUAUUUUCAAAUGGUGCCCGGCGCCAGAUUGCCCAAACGCUGUCGAAUGCAACAUCAAAAAGAACGAUCUUAAUAAAGUUGUUCCAACUGUCGAAUGCAGCUGUGGUUUCCGCUUCUGCUUUGGGUGUCCAAACCCUGAUCACCAACCCGCCCCUUGCGACCUCGUCAAAAAAUGGCUUAAGAAAUGCGCGGACGAUUCGGAAACGGCGAAUUGGAUCAAUGCCAAUACCAAAGAAUGCCCCAAAUGUCAAUCCACGAUUGAAAAGAAUGGCGGGUGCAACCAUAUGACUUGCCGAAAGUGUCGAUAUGAAUUCUGCUGGAUGUGCAUGGGACUCUGGUCCGAGCACGGCACAUCAUGGUACAAUUGUAAUAGAUAUGAAGAAAAGAGCGGUCACGAAGCGCGUGAUGCCCAAACUAAGUCAAGGACCUCUCUGGCUCGAUAUCUGCACUACUACAAUCGUUACGCCAAUCACGAACAGUCAGCGCGGCUGGAUAAGGACAUCGCCAUCAAGACUGAGAAGAAGAUGGUUCAGCUGCAAACGACCUCAGGCAUGUCUUGGAUCGAAGUGCAAUAUCUCAACGCUGCAUCACAGGCACUUCAAACUUGCCGCCAGACUCUGAAAUGGACAUAUGCUUUCGCCUUCUACCUCGCGAAAACAAACUUGACUGAGAUAUUCGAGGACAAUCAAAAAGAUUUAGAAAUGGCUGUGGAGAAUUUGUCCGAAAUGUUUGAGAAGCCGAUUCAAGAGCUAUCAGACUCGAAGCUCAAGGUGGACAUUAUGGACAAAACGUCGUACUGUAACAAGAGACGGAUAAUCUUGCUUGAGGAUACUGCGGACAACCUGGCCAAAGGUAAAUGGACUUUCAAUUCGGAAUUGACAGCACCUGCCUCGGUCCUGGCGGCUCCUUCGGCACGCCAAUAA
Molecule: messenger RNA, 2133 nt
Organism: Beauveria bassiana ARSEF 2860
Lineage: Eukaryota; Fungi; Ascomycota; Sordariomycetes; Hypocreales; Cordycipitaceae
Product: RING-5 protein
Exons: 3
Coding region: 1-2133 (710 amino acids)
Biological process (GO): positive regulation of proteasomal ubiquitin-dependent protein catabolic process; ubiquitin-dependent protein catabolic process; protein polyubiquitination
Cellular component (GO): ubiquitin ligase complex; cytoplasm
Molecular function (GO): zinc ion binding; ubiquitin protein ligase activity; ubiquitin conjugating enzyme binding
Source: RefSeq, a predicted model, not a curated record